Cyprinus carpio (common carp) is the source of this 8554-nucleotide messenger RNA. RefSeq names its product spectrin, beta, non-erythrocytic 4a. The record is from RefSeq and is a predicted model, not a curated record. The transcript is spliced from 19 exons. The coding region runs from base 25 to 4245 and encodes 1406 amino acids. Gene Ontology annotation, molecular function: phospholipid binding; actin filament binding. Lineage: Eukaryota; Metazoa; Chordata; Actinopteri; Cypriniformes; Cyprinidae. Gene Ontology annotation, biological process: actin cytoskeleton organization. Gene Ontology annotation, cellular component: cortical actin cytoskeleton; cell projection; plasma membrane.
GCAGAGCUCCCAGAGGCUGAUAGGAUGCUGACAGCUCGUGAUGGAGCUCAAGAUGAAGCUCAGAAGCUGCACAGGAAAUGGAUGAAGCACCAGGCCUUCAUGGCUGAAUUGGCCCGCAACAAAGAAUGGCUUGCCAAGAUCGAACAGGAGGGCGAGGAGCUGAUCCAGGAACAGCCUGAGUUGCGAUCGGUGGUGGAGAUAAAGUUGAAGGAAAUCAGAGAGUGCUGGUCUCACCUGGAGAACACCACCAAAGUAAAGGCCCGCCAGCUGUUUGAAACUCAGAACCACCGCACUAAUGACCUGCCCUCAAACACCCUCAGCGACCUGGACCAGCAUCUCAAUGCCAUACAGGAGCAGCCGUCUACACUAGGCUCCACCCACAGCACCCAACCCACCCUCCUUCAGCCCCGCCCCACUUUCAGCCAGCAACUCCAGAGGAUACAAUCAAUGGAAGCCCAGAUGCAGCUUUAUCAAGGUGUUGGUGAAGUCAGGGCUGGUGCUGAUCACCGGAGACCAGAAGGAGAAGAGCAAGGAGGCAUGACGGAGACCCGAAUUGUGCGUCUUAUUGAGCCUCUGAAGGAAAGGAGGCGGAUCCUUCUUGCUUCAAAAGAAAUGCACCAAGUCACCCAGGACCUGGAGGAUGAGAUUGUAUGGAUUCAGGAUCGGUUACUUUUGGCCUCAUCUACAGAAUAUGGGACCAAUCUGCAGAGUGUCCAACAUUUAAUUUUGAACCAUAAGGCGCUGCAGAUCGAGAUACAGGCUCAGAGGGGGCGGGUCGAGGAGGUGCUGGAAAGGGCGGAGGCCGUUGCUGCCCUGCAGAUCCCAGAGAUGGAACUUCUGCGGGAGGGGGCGGGGCAUGUGAGGCAGAUGUGGGAGGUGCUUCAGGUAGAGAUUGAACGUCGCACAGUGAUGCUAGAUGCCGUGAACCAUGCCCAGCAGUACCACACCCAGGCAGCGAAGGCGGAAUCUUGGCUCAGUGGACAGAAACUUCAGGUCCUGAAUGAGGAGAAAGGAAAUGACGAGGCCAGCACUCUUAGGUUACUGAAAGAGCAGUUGGCCUUAGAGCAAACAGUGGAGAAUUAUGCGGAGACAGUGAGCUCACUGUCCCAGCAGUGUCGUCGCAUGCUUGAGAUGGGACAUCCAGACAGUGAGCAAAUCACCAAACAGCAGGCUCAUAUAGACCGGCUAUAUGUAUCUCUAAAAGACCUGGUGGAACAGAGGAAAACAAAGCUGGAGCAGCAAUACUGGUUGUAUCAGCUGAAGCGAGAGGUGGAGGCACUGGAGAAAUGGAUCUCUGAGAGGGAGGCUAUCGCCAGCUCCACUGAACUCGGCCAGGACCUGGAGCACGUCACGGCACUGCAGAGCAGCUUUACUAAAUUCUCCACUGAGACACGUGCAGUUGGCCAGAAACAGAUGGAUUCUGUCAAUAAGAUGGUGAAUGAGAUGAUUGACUGCAGUCACUCUGAUGCUGCCACCAUUGCAGAGUGGAAAGAUGGGCUGAAUGAGUCCUGGGCGGAUCUUCUGGAGCUCAUGGAGACCAGAACGCAGAUGCUUGCAGCAUCGUACCAGCUACACAAGUUCUUCACCGACUGUCAGGAGGUGCUGGUCCAGAUCGAGGUAAGGUCAUGUCAGGUGAGCUCAGCCAACCCUGGCACACUGCAGAGACUCCUGCACUCUUUUGAGCACUCCCUGCAGCUGCUGGUAUCACAGGUGCGCCAACUACAAGAAAACGCUGCUCAGCUGCGUGCAAUUUAUGCCGGGGAGAAGGCAGAUGCCAUUUUUUCCCGUGAGCAGGAAGUGAUGCAGGCAUGGAAAGAGCUCCUUGUUGCAUGUGAGGGCAGCCGUGUACAGGUUACCACAGUAACCGAUAAGAUCCAGUUCUUUGCUGUGGUGCGGGAAUUGAGCAUGUGGAUGGAUGGAAUAAUGGGACAGAUUGGCUCAACUGACGAUGCCAGGCGUGGGUUUUGGUGUUGGGCGGGUCCUUGUGUACGUGUCAGGGACCUCUCUGUGCUGGAGGGCAUGAUGUCCCAACAUCAGAAUCUGAAGAGUAAGAUAGAUAACAAGAGCAAGAAUUUUGUGCAUUGCGUGGAGAUGGGAAAGAUGCUUCUCGCUGCACGCAACCCUGCAGCUGAAGAGGUAAAAGAAAAGCUGGAGUAUAUCAUGGCAAAGCAGAAUGAAAUGAAUGAGCGAUGGGAACAGCACUGGGAGAAGCUUCAGCAAGCCCAGCAGAGGCUGCAGUCUACCCAGCUGGGAUCGGCAGAGCAGUCCUGGCUCAAAAUCAAGGAACCAAUCACUCCAAAUACCCGUGAGGCAGGGGGUGGGACAGACGAGGUGGAGGAGCUGAUUCGCCGGCAUGAAGCGUUCCGGAAGGCUGCGUCCACAUGGAAGGAUCAUUUCAGCUCAUUACGACAGGCAGAGAAGAUGAAGGAGGAACUGAGCAAGCCACCCUCUACCUCCUCUCUCCUUAGCAGGCAGAUGUUCCCUCUCUCUUGUCUUGUGCCCAGCUCCUCUUCUUCGUCUUCAUCCUCCUCGCUCUUCCGUAACCCACUUCAGGACUCACUUCUGGAGUCCAAGCCCGGGCCGGACCUCAUGCACGCAACAGAACACACGGUGGUGAACACACUCACUCACCGGCUCGGGUCCACCCUGAACCCCUACAUGCCUGUCAUGAAUGGCUCCUCCUAUCACGGGCUAAACCAGCCAUCAGGGGUCGUGGCGGAGGGUCUUUUGUACCAUGGGCUAAAACAACAGGGUGUUUCAGGGUUGGAUAAUUCCGGCUAUCAGGGGUUAAACCAACAAGUUGGUGUCUUAGGUGUGAACAGCUCCAGCUACACUGGACUAAACCAACAGGGUGUUUUAGAAGAGGACAACUCCAGCUACCACAACCUGAACCAUUUAGGUGCUGUGGGGGUAGAGCCUAAAAUGGGAUAUGCAUGGCAGCACCUGAAAACUGACUGCCUUCAGCCCAAAAUCAACCACAUUCACAAAGCUGUACCACCUUUACUGGAGGCACACCGAGCACAGCUCGCUGGUGGAGGAGCAAACAUGCCAGCUCCUCCUAUGGGUCUGGACCCCUCCCUGGAGAUGAUCCACAGCCGUUUACAGAGAGACCCCCGCGGGAGCCGAUCUGACCCACAGAUGGAUCACUUGCGGCGAGAGAGAGAGUACCGGCUUGGCCGACAGACCUCCAGCGAGCAGGAGAUCCAGGCACGACUUAACGAGCUCCCGAUGAUUGUUAGGCAGGAACGAUACCGUCGAAGAAUGGAGAGACAGUCGUCCAGUGAGCAGGAGGGCAGCGGUAAGCAGAGAGUUCAGAAACAUGACUCCAGCGACGCAGAAUCUGGGAAAGAGCCGUCUGACAGGAGACCAUCUGGGGAGAAGCGUUCUACUAUGGCUGAGAUUGUUGAGCAAGUGCAGGAAAGAGAAGCUUGCAAUGUGAAGGGAGAGGUGUACAGACCACCCAGCAGCCUCUCUGCACCAGUGAGCCGCCUGGAUCGCCCUCGAGCUCGAGACCGCCCCAAACCACGACGAAGACCUCGUCCAAAAGAACCCGAGGAGCCACGGCGGUCCCGUUCUGCACCGGCUCAGAGCGUCCCAUCCACACGUCAACCUCCUACCCACACUGUCCAUCAUGAGGGCUUCCUGUACAGGAAACAUGAAGAGGAGGGGAAAGAGAGAAGCCCAAACAGCAAGUCGUGGGUAAAUCUGUUCUGCGUGCUCAAACAAGGGGAGAUUGGAUUCUAUAAGGACGCACGACACAAAACCACACCCUACAACGAUGAGCCUCUUCUUAACUUGGCCAUUUGCGAAUUUGACACUACCAAUGGAUAUAAAAAGAAGAAGAAUGUGUUCAUUCUCAGGACCACUGCUGAAGGGGACUACAUUUUCCUGGCUAAGGAUGAGGAGGAUCUGAAAGGUUGGGUCAACAGCAUCAACGCUAGCCUGAAGGAGAUUGAGGAAAUUGCCAAGUGGGAGAAGGCCACAAACUCCUCCACCGACCCAGACAAAUCAGAGCGCAAGGAGCGUUCUGAAGGGGCAGAGCCAUUUGAGGGGGCGGAGAGAUCAGAGAGGUCAGAGAAGUCUGAGCGUUCAGACCGAUCAGAUAAAAUAGAAGCAUCGGACAAAAGCUCAGAAAAGAGGGACACAUCCGAGAAGGAGAAUGGAGAUAGAGUUGAAAGAGAAGAGAGGGGAGAACGAGGAGACCGGGGUUCCAGGGGUUCCAGCACUUCGGGAAAAAGCAAAUGACUCAUCCCUCUACACCUUUAUUUACUCAUCCAUCCCUCCAUCUUUCCAGAGAGAAGACAGGACUUGCAUUUCUCAGUCUCUGUCGCUCCGUUUGUCCUGACAGCCUGAUUUCAGGACAGAUGUAAUUGUCCCUUGAAUGUUUCGAUGUAUGUCUGUGUGCGUGUGCCAAUGUGUUGAAGAGAACGUCUGUGAAAGGAAAUGAAAAGAACAGUAUAUGAACGUAUCCCAGCAUCAGAGGGCCAGUUCAGCCGCCCUGCUUGACUCUCACAUAAAAGGCAUUGAGGAUGACUAUAGUCCUCUUAAUAUUUUAGAAACGUUUUCUCGAAGCAAUAUACUGUUCGUAGUAACCGAUGCCACUUGUUUUAGCUGCUCUGCACUUCCAAGCGAGUGACAGAGAAGUAUUUCAGAGAGAAAUCUGGUGCGGUAGUAGGGACAGAGUUCCUCCUGAACGACAUCCAUACACAGCCCCACACAUGCAUACGAACACGCACAGUGCAUCAUGGGAAAAUGUUUGGUAUGGAAUACCAUUCUCUCACCCGAGGCCGCACAAGUCUUCCACCUGCUGCUUGUAGUAAUGUUUUUAAUCAUUCGAGAUACUUUACAGUACUGUGGUGAGCGUUAUUCAGUUUACACCCGAUGAAGAGUCUUGAUCACAAUAUGUGAAUAUAAUGUGGUGUGUGUGUGUGUGUGUGUGAAUACAGCUCCAUCCAGAAGGAGAUCAAAUGUACUAUGUAUAACCUCAUUGAUCGUAUUUAUUAGGUUAUCACAAUACAAAUUUAAAAUGCAAGGUUAUUCUUCCCUGAACUAAGAGGAAGUACGAUCAAACACCCCAGUAUGUGUACAAAUAUGCUGCUUUUUUAAUCAUCUCUGCCCCCUUACAUCACUCUUUGAUUGUAAAAUGAUUAGUACACAUAAAAUAGGGUGUAUGUGACUUUGUCAUGCUAUAAAGAAAAAGACUGUAUAUAUAUAUAUUUGUAUAUAUACUAGUAAAUGAGAUUUACUUCUAUGAACUGCAGCGUCUAAUUACAAAAAAAAGUAAAAAUAAUUUUUAUCAACCUAAGAAAAUGUAACAAGUUAAACAGAGUUGUUUAAAGUGCCCCUGGCUGAAUUUAAACAGUGAACAUGGGCGUUAGCCUCAUUUUCCGGGAUCUCUUGUAUACGGAAAUGCAACUUUUACUCUUUAUGGUUUGUUUGUUUUGACCAAGGCAAAAGAUCAGGAUACUUGUAAAAAGAAAUCACCAUUAAAACCCUCAUCAGAGACUGUUUUGUUUUUAAUAUAAAUGCUAAGAGAACUGUCUCUUGACAGCUGUUGCAAUUUCUAUGACAAAGACAAUGAUUUUCCCCUUAAAAUAGUAAAAAUAUAUAGGUGUAAAUUAUAUUUGCACAGAUAUGAUACAAAUAAAAAUAUCUGAAUAAACCAGAAUCAAUAAUAAUAAUAAUAAUAAUAAAUCUUUUUGUGUUUUUAAGGUGUUUUUUCCACUUAUUUGUAAUGAUGGUCCUAAGGCUUUAAUUUAAGCUUUAAAUCACUGUUGAGGUCAAGCUUCUCCUAACUAGCUCUAUUUUCACCGCACAAACUUGUUCUUCUGAGUUCAAACUCUGACUGGCCUCAUUGUCUAUGCAACAGCAAAUAUCAGCAUCAUACUAAAAAUAAUUGCUGAAAUUGAGAUUAAAUGGUGUGUAAUAAAACUGUCAUUUACAGAUUAUGUUAGUUCCCUAUCGAUACUACACUCGCACGCUAUGGUGAAAAGUCCUUUUCUCUGAUUUCUGAAGCCCUUUUCAAUAAAGCAGUGAAACUGCACGACCAUUGGUUUGUGGAGUUCGAUAGAAACGAACCAGUGGUGGCAUGGCAGAGCCGCGCUAGCCUAUGGUGAGUGAGCCCGCCCGAGCCCGCCAAAAGGGGCGGGACAUCGAGCUAUAUAAGCAGCCGUCUCACCAAGGCAAACGGAUUCUUUCUCCUUCUGGAUGACUGAAAUCUCUGCGCUGGAUCCAAGACCUGAAGCCGAACAAGCAGCUGAGAUCACUGCUGACCAGCUUGCCGCUCUGCACAGCCGAUCAACUACUUUUCCUUGCUCUCCGCCCUCUAGCAGCUCGCCACUCACAAGCAGCAUGCCGCUUCGAGCAGCCAGCCGCCCUCGCAGCUCUUCGGGGGCACAACCUGGCCACGUUUCAGGAGUUGCGCAGCGCUAUGGACCUGGCCCUGCGCGCUACUAAGGCCACCGCCCAGGCUAUUGGGCAUUCCAUGGCCAGCUUGGUGGUGCUGGAAUGCCACCUCUGGCUGAAUCUGAUGGAGAUCAAGGAAACGGAUAAAAUAUCUGCCUCGACUCACCUGUCUCCCUCGCUGGUCUCUUCGGCCCCGCUGUGGAUGGGUUCGCUGAGCGCUUCACCGCUGCACAAAAGUCGUCCCAGGCUAUGCAACACUUUUUGCCCAAGCACUCAUUUUCGUCAACCACUGACAGGGCUUUAAGAGCCUACAUUGACCGUUCCGCCUCUUUUCGAGAGUCAGAACAGCUCUUUGUGUGCUUUGGAGGCCUCACCAAGGGUCAUUCGGUCUUGAAACCAAGGUUCUACAACCUGGAUGUUCCUGCGCUACAAACGCAGGUCCUGUCAGCAUAAGCCCACCUUCAUGGUCGGUUUUUGCUUGUUGUCCAGCCUGCGUCUGGGUCCCUGGGGUUAGCUUUGUCCCCUACACGUUCUCAAACCCCUGAACUGUAGGAGGUCAACAAGAUGACUGGUGUAAUUACAUCCCCGACUGGUCUGGGAUAUUUUACGUAUUCGUGACAAGCCCUUCUUAGUGCUCUGGGCGAUUACACGGUCAUCCUUCCUGAUAACACGGCGUGAUUAUAUUGUCCCCAUAGCGUCUUAGCCUAAAUGGCUUACGACGCAGUACAAGUGUACUAUCGAUAGGGAAUGUACUCGGUUACUAACGUAACCUCGGUUCCCUUAGAUACGGAAUGAGUACUGCGUACUUUGCCGUGCUAUGUGUAAGGACACCUCAUGUCGUCUCUUCAGUCGAAUUAAAUCAGUUUGCCUAGGUGAGACGGCCGCUUAUAUAGCCCGAAGCCCUGCCCCUUUUGGCAGGCUCGGGCAGGCUCGCUCACCAUAGGCUAGUGCGGCUCUGCCGUGCCACCAUUGGUUCGUUUCUAUCAAACUCCACGGACCAAUGGUCGUGCAGUUUCACUGCGUGAUUGAAAAAGGGUUCAGAAAUCUGAGAAAUGACUUUUCCCCAUAGUGUCUUAGCCUAAACAGCUUACGACACAGUACUCUUUCCGUAUCUAAGGGAACCAAGGUUACGUUAGUAACCGAGUAUGUGGCACAGACACACUUGACCCCUGAUCAGUAAAACAUGCAAUAUUGAUCUGCAAUUUAAAAGCUGAGCUGAUUGUGUACGCUUGGGUACAUAAUACAGAACACAUACCUUAUGACAACAGAAAAAAGUCACACAACCUAGAGUCAUGUUUAGAGUCAAAUCUGCUACUGAUUGGAUAUGUCUUUGAUCAUUGUCAUAGAAACUGCAUAACUAGAGACUAAACUUGUGUUGCACUGGGUAUCUGUGUCUGAUAAAUGUGACUGAGGGUGAAUGAAUGCCUGUUACCAAAUUGUUGCUGUGUAUGUCUCUGUCUAACCUUUGCUGAAGCAAUUUCACUCCUGAAAACCAGUUUAACAACUCUCCCCUUCCAAAGCAUAAAAUAGCGAUUUGUUAUGACUAAUUUUACUUAAAGUUUUGACUCUUCGACUUAUCUAACACGUGUUACAGAGUGACCUUGACUACGGUUUGCCUGCAAAAAGCACAAUUUCUCCCUAAACUAAAUCUGGAGUAUUAGAAAAAAAAUGACCCCUGCAUUUCUUUAAGCUGUCACAUGAGGUCAGGGUUGCAAAGGAAUUUCAGUGCUAAAAUAACUUUUGCUUUGCUAAGCCUUGCUUUGUUUCUCUCCUGCUUGACCUCACCAGUAAGUAUUUAUAUUUUAAUUCAUUAUUGAAAGAAUGGAGAAAAUCGAGUGUGUGGGUUUCCCUCGUUUAUUUGAAGUCAAUUGUUUCACACAUGAAAUUAAAGAAAAACACUAUUAAGUUGCAUGAAAGAGAAUAUAGAGGUGAUUUCUAUGCAACAGCUGUGCAUGUUUAUCAAAAGGGUUUCAAUCUUCAGCAAAGCACUGAGUUUGUAUGAUGAGGAUGAUGAUGAUGAUGAUGAUGAUGGAGAUGGAGAUGGAGAAAUGAGUUGAAUGAGCAGAUCACUUGUAUAGCUGAAAUGAGACAUUAAAUCAUUUAUGUACUGAUAUCUGCACUAAUUCAUAAAUACAGGUUGUAUAUAUCA